Messenger RNA from Scatophagus argus, 841 nucleotides. It is a transcript of the gene fabp2, whose product is annotated as fatty acid binding protein 2, intestinal. Gene Ontology annotation, cellular component: cytosol; nucleus. Lineage: Eukaryota; Metazoa; Chordata; Actinopteri; Scatophagidae. The coding region runs from base 242 to 640 and encodes 132 amino acids. Gene Ontology annotation, molecular function: fatty acid binding. The record is from RefSeq and is a predicted model, not a curated record. The transcript has 4 exons. Gene Ontology annotation, biological process: fatty acid transport.
AGUAUUUAAAGCCGCUGUUAACUGUGUCCAGCACAGCUCUGUUCAGGUUUGGCAUUAGCAGUUGGCAUUGUCCAAUCAGCUGCACCUCUGGAUGCUGCCUUGAGAAGAUUUGAGCUUUAAACUGCCACAUCAGCAUUCGGACAGUUGAUGAGAUAAGACGGUGUGAGGUUUAAAAGGAGUGUCAGACUUUGAGUAAAACACUCCUUGCUGCAGAGUCGUCCAGUUCACCCUCACAGUCACCAUGACAUUCAACGGCACCUGGAAAGUUGAACGCAAUGACAACUAUGAGAAAUUCAUGGAACAAAUGGGAAUUAACAUGGUGAAGAGGAAGCUGGCUGCUCACGACAACCUCAAGAUAACCCUCCAACAGAAUGGAGACUCGUUUCAUGUCAAGGAGAGCAGCAGUUUCCGCACACUGGAAAUAGACUUCACCCUGGGGGUCACCUUUGAAUACAGCCUCGCAGAUGGAACAGAACUAUCAGGCUCAUGGACACUGGAGGGAGACAUGUUGAAGGGGACAUUCACCAGAAAGGACAAUGGAAAGCAACUGCUAACAACCAGAAUCGUCCAAGGAGAUGAACUUAUACAGAGCUACAGCUAUGAAGGUGUGGACGCAAAGAGGAUUUUCAAGAGGGCCUAGACGAAACUGAUCGGCAGAACUUGAAACUGAGCUGUUUCACUUCAGAAUCACAUACAGUAUUGUGUUGAACUACCGACUACUUGUACCAAUAUGCUCUUUAAAAUGAAUUCAUUUGCAAUUCAUUACUCAUAAGGCUUGUACAGUGUAUGAAAGUUUUGAAUUUCACAGGGUUUUAAUAAAGCCAAAAGUAAUAAAGCCGUU